This is a messenger RNA of Porites evermanni, 6696 nucleotides long. The record is from the annotation of a GenBank genome assembly. NCBI's taxonomy places the organism in Eukaryota, Metazoa, Cnidaria, Anthozoa, Scleractinia, Poritidae.
CUCGUAGAAUGUUCCAACUACAAAUUUCUAAUCGAAUCCAACAGAGCAAGAACGUACUUCAACACUUCAACUGUGUUGUGCGACACAUCCCUGUCGGGAUGGUACAGAUUCAGCGGAAGAGCUGGCAAUCAGAUGGCUGAUUCGUGUGUUGAUCAUAAACACUGCGGUACAGCCGCUCCCGGAUGGAUGAAUGGAGGUCAUCCGUCAGUAGCUGAAAGAGUGGUUUCGCGCUCAGUUUGUUUUCGAUCAAAAUCAAAUUGCUGCAAGUGGUCGAUUGUCAUCAGUGUCCGUAACUGCGGAGGCUUUUAUGUUUAUUGGCUUCAGAGGCCACCUCAUUGCAACUUUCGCUACUGUGGUAGUGGGAUCCAACCUACAUCAGGUACAAAACGUGAGCUAUAUAGGCUACUUCACGUCGCAUAUCGUGCAGUGAUGGCAAAGAAAAGCACAAAAAAGUGUGCUGCACGUGCAGAGUUGUUGCUUUGCCCUAUUCAAACUAUUGCUUUUUCGACGUUCUCUUUGCCGUUUCCGUGAUGACACCUUAAACUCCUUAUUUUCGAGCGCAAAAGCCGCGCUACUUACUGGUUUGGUUGGUAUUGACUAUAUUUAUUCAUUAUUAAAGAGGAAAGGCCUUUGCUUUUUUUUCUCUUAUCGCUCUCCUCCUUUCCUUUUCCCGUCUCUUCUUUUCUGGUUCCUUAGUUUUUCGAGUAGGUGACCCACAUUUGUUAUUAAUAUUAUUAUUAUUAUUGUAAGUAGUAGUAGUAGUAGUAGUAGUAGUAGUAGUAGUAGUAGUAGUAGUAGUAGUAGUAGUAGUAGUACUAUUAAUAUUGUUUUAUCACUGAAUAUCACUUGAGCUUGCAACUACGUCUCUGGGAUGUAAACUCCACCUCCAAUAUCCCCUGUGGCUCCCCUUCGACUGAACUGUGAGAUUUCCGUCAGUCAGCGCGAAGGGGAAACGAGCGCGAAUGUAAACAAACAUGGAAAAACACUUACCAAGGGUAAUGUCGUUAUUACUAAUGUCAUCUCCGCCAAUCAGCAUUUCGCAUCGACCUUUUCGAUGCAGAUAUUCAAAUUUUAGAGACGUAGUUGCAAACUCUCUUUCCUUUUCCCCCAUGCUGCCAAAGCGCCCCGGAGAGCUUGCUCGCAGGCUAGUUUCUGGACGGCAAAGUAACUCGAGAAGCGAUGACACUGUACCCAUAAAAAGCGGGAAACUUGGCGCAAAACUCACGUACUGUGGUGGCUUUUGAUUGGACGUAUCAUUUUUGGCACAUGUGAAAUACCUCGUACGCGAUUCUAAUUGACAUAUUAUUUUUUUCACUUGUCAAAAAUAUUGUUCGCUCCUCUGAUUUGGCUAGAACUCCUUUGCGUAUGCAAAUAUACAUAUAUUAUGUGUAUAAUAAAAUGAAAGUUGCUUUCGGAUAAAGAAAAAUUUCAUGUCAUUUAUCAUUUGAUAAUUAACAAUUAUUCUACGAGUGCGUUGGAUUACCCUGGGUGCCAGAGGUUUUUCUCGCGUACGGCGGGAAUUUUCGGUGUUGACCGAAGGCCGACACAUCUUCGACCGUAGGCCGAAGCCGCGAGAAAAAACAAAACAAAUGUGGGUCACCUACUCGCGCAAGUCACGAUAAAGACUUGACAGAAACCGGAAACCGCACUGGAAAAGUCUCUGGCACCCAGGGUAGCGUUGGAUAUGAGUUGGCUAUAAUUAUCUCAUAUCCAACAAGAGCGAGUGGAAUAAUUGUUUUUAUUAAAAACGCCCACAAAAUAUCGAGUAUUCUUCCCGACUUUAUUUGUAAAACAACCGAUUUUCAGCUUAUUUUUAAUUUUGAGCAGGCGCUUACAGUUGCUAUAUUUGGAGAGCAUGGUAUACCGGCUCAUAUACCAUGAUGGCUAAGCCAAUCAGAGCUCUAGAACUGCAUUAUCCAAUGAUUUAGUUUUUAAUAAUAAUCGUUAGUUCUGUAUAAGAGGAGAGCUCGAAAACAAUCAUACUCAAAGUUUCUAACGUUUCAAUUUCAGCUUUGCCAACUCACCAUUAUAAUUACUUCUCUCUUCACAAUUAUGAAUUUUCCUUGCACCCCUCAAAACGCAAGCCACAUGCAAAGAUUAGCGCAGUCUUGGUGAGCGGCUUUCUGUGCUAGAAUUUCCGAGUUCCAUUCCUGAGUGUGAUCUUAAAUCCUUGUUUCGACUUCUCUUCUUUCUGUGUNAAUUCAUAAUUGUGAAGAGAGAAGUAAUUAUAAUGGUGAGUUGGCAAAGCUGAAAUUGAAACGUUAGAAACUUUGAGUAUGAUUGUUUUCGAGCUCUCCUCUUAUACAGAACUAACGAUUAUUAUUAAAAAAGGUCGGGGGGUCCAAGGAGGAGUCAACAUCUCACCAAUGGCAUUUUGAUGUCUUACAGAAUUUCAAAUGAAUUGCACCUUGGCAGCCAUCAACAUUUCAACAGUAGUCAGUGAGUAGUGCAUGGCAAUCUGCACAUUGUAAAAAAAAUGAAUAACGCCACAUCAAAAUUUCUUUUUUAUUUACGGUUCCAACUACAGCACAGCCUACUCAUUCGUCAGGUAAGAGAUUUUGGCUUCAUUUUAUUAGUCCAGGGGUGUUAGCCUAAUUCUACACUUCAUUCCUAAAUGAGAACGCCGGAGAACAAGAAAAGUCUUUGCAUUUAAAAAGUGCCAACGAGUAAUGAGAAUUUUACUGCUUCUGCUCGGGAGGCAGCUGCAAGCUCUCAACUAUUUGAGAAAUUCGCCUUCGUUUGGGAAUGCGUUAAACGAUCUCUUCGCACUGCACAUUAUGCAAAAAUUUCUCCACAAGGAGAUUUUUCUAACUGUCAGUUUCUGUCGACAGUUUCCGAUUUCACCCGAACGUCUGAUCUUAGAAUGGUAAAUGUGGAGCCAUUAUACCAGAUUGAAACUAUGAAGUAGACAACUUUUCUUUUGUUUUGCAGUUUGCCCACACUUGAUCCUCAGCGAGACAUCAGGAGUAAUAACCAGUCCUAACUUCCCGCUAAAUUAUCCAGAGAACCAGAUAUGCAGCUGGCAAAUAAUAGCAAGAAAAGGAAAACGUGUAAAGUUGGUCAUUCAAAGUUUAGAAAUUCAAUACUGCAGAGCUUGUUCCUGUGAUUAUCUGGAAAUAGAAAAUGCCUCUUUUGCAGAUGGUACUCCAAAUAAGAAGCGGGAAUGUGGUGUCUUCUUUGGCAACAUAACAUAUUAUUCUCAACAGGACCGUCUGAGAGUUCUCUUUGUUUCUGAUAGCAGCCAGCGGGCGCGAGGAUUCACGGCAGUAUAUACUCAAGUGGCUUACAAUACCUCAAAUGGUAUGUUUGGUGGGGGUGUUCCAGCAACUAGCUCGCUAAGCGCUGAGGUCCCGAGAGUCUCUUGGUCUUCAUUGUUCUUUGACUUCUACUGCUCUUACAAACACAACUAACUCUUAACUCCAAGUCACUCCUCUAAGUAGCGGUUUUGAUAGCCUAAGCUGGACAUGUUUGGCUUAGCUGACCCUGGGGAUAAAAAUAAGGUGCAGUGUGGGUAAAGUUUGAAGCUAUAUGGUUGCGGUCGGCGAAAAGCUACAUGAACAAAUGAUAAACUAAAACGCUGGUUAACAAGCCCAAACAGGAACUUCAGUGGGACCAAGGUCAGCUCUAACAUCACAAACAUGUCCAUCUUUGAGAAACUAACAUCUCACAAUGGCAAGCGAAGAAUAUUCCUAAAAUGGCAUUAAGUAAAUUCGCGAGCUCAGCAAAAAUUCAAUUUCAAGCAAAAACAAAAGAUCAAAACAGGAAAAUACCUUUUUGGACAGAAACAAGACUAACCUUGACCUUAAUGUCACAAAAACAAAACAUAAAAGGUGAGACAGAUCUCAAAAAUAAAUUUCAAAAUACUUCACAACACUUGGGACCCUUUAUCAAAUAACGAAGGAUACUUAUCUUUACAGUGAAUUCCCUAAACCGCGGCAGGCUAGCUCAGUCGGUAGAGCGCUUGACUGCAAGAACGGGAGACGGUGCUAGUUCGAUCUCCGAGACCGUACUAGUACUUAGGGUCUUAAAAUGACUGAGGUAGAAAACAUUGCAAAGGGCUCGACCUAUGCGACCUAUGCGUAGCUCGGAUAAACAAGUGUAGAAAUGGCCGUCCCGUUUCCUCGAGGAGACGUUAAAAAAAUAGUGUUGUACAGUUCCCCUAAUGAUCCCAAAAAUGCUGUACGCCGAUACUUUCGUGGUCACUACGUACGUAAUGGACUAAAGUUCCUUCUUCUCUUCUUCUUUUUCUUCUUCUUCUUCUUCCUUACCCACGUUUUCUCUAUACAAAUAUUAUCAAAAAUAAACGAAAAACAGUCGUAAACAGAAAGCCUAACAACGUUUAAAAUAAGUACUUGUUUUCGACUAUUGAUAAGACUUUUCACAACCACCACUUCAUUUCAACACACUGCAACUACACUAUUCCUUCAUAACCAAAUUAGCACUUCCACAAUUACCUCACUGCAACACCUAAAAUCACUUUUACCUCCCUUCAUAUUAAAUUCUACGAGAAACAAGUCUCACUGACUAACAAACUACAGCCGGGCUUACAAAUUUACGUCCAAUAUAACUCAACGCCCUCCACUUCACGCAUCUCAACCAACCCCUGAAAUAUACAGCGCAACUGAACUACUCACACAUCCCUAAUACAUAUUAAAAAAGAGUUCGCACACGCGUCGUACAUCCACGCCCAAAUUUACGCUCCCACAGCUUCUUGUUAAAUCUGCUUUAAGACCUGAACGUUUAUACUGAUAAUAACAAGCCAUGUACAUCGUUAGUACUCCGCCAUUACCUAAUAUGGUCAGAUUCGGAGAUAGGACAAGCAAGGUUCGCCAUAUAUGAGGCCCAUACACCAAAACUGAUAAAGAACGUUGUCAGAGUUAAGUAAAAACUGAAUGUCAAAAUACCGCUUGUAACAUUUUUCCUUUUUAGAAUGUUCCAACUACAGAUUCCUUGACGAAAUGAACAGGGCAAUAACGUAUUCCAAUAUUUCAUCAUGGCCCUGCGAUACCAAUCUGUUGGCCGGUUGGUAUAGAUUUAGUGGAGGGGCUGGAAGUCAGAUGGCUGAUUUUUGUGUCAGUGAUUUAUUUCGAAAAUAUUGCAGCACAGAUGCGCCCGGAUGGCUUAGUGGCGGUCAUCCCUCAGUGGCUGAAGGAGUUGUCCGACGUAAAGUCUGUUUCCCUGGCGCUAUUCGGGGUUGCUGUGGAUAUGGUAGUAAUAUUAGCGUCCGUAACUGUGGAUCUUUCUUCGUUUACAAACUUCUGCCUCCACCUCAUUGUUACCUACGUUACUGUGGAAACGGUUUACCACUGGCGAGAGGUAAAUACAUGCAUGAUUUUUGGUUCAAUCAUAUCAUGCCUUUUUACACAUGUUGGUGUUAAGACAAUCAGGCAAUCCAGUUUUAUUGAUUUAGUACGUUAUCCUAGAGUCAACCUCGCUCGCAUAGGGCUUUUUCCCGCCCUUCCCAUUUUCUAACGGGAAAGGUCCAGGGAAUGAGGUUGUCCUAGAGUAAUUAUUUUUCCAGGUAAAAUAAAACAAAUUCCGAAAAAGGCCGAGUAAUCUAAAAUGUUAGUCAGAUGUAACCAAACGGCAACAGCAGUUGCUUCCCACAUUAAGUUCCUGUUCUGUAAAUCUCCAGAAUCCUCUGCGAGUAGCAAAGUCCUAUUGACCUGAAAUAGGUUCACCAAAUUGAGCGUACCCAUGUAACUGAUCGAUCCUAACUUCCGCUCUGGGAUCGCGCCAUCCAGAUUAAAAAAUAAACUAUUGGAAUACAAGGGUUAACUAAUGCUUAAAAAAGAUUCAGAGUGGCCUACUUCAGGGGUUUAAUUCUUAUUUUUCGACGAACGACCCGUCCCUUUCACAUUGCGGGUGCCCCCCUCUGGAGGACAAUCGUUUCUUAGGUUUUCUAAGAACAUAAGAAAUGUGAGAAUAUUAAUUGUAAUAGCACGACAAAACUUCGCUCAAAAUAGAUAUCAAACAAAUAGACGUUUAAAGUAUUCGAACCAGAAAAGUACAAGCGAAACCGAAAAUGUAAUGUUACCGGCACGUGCAUAUUGAAAUGUAAACACAAAGCGUGCAGCAUAUUUACAAUUUUAUCAUAAAUACAAGGAAAGUAGUCCUGUUUAUAUUUCCUGUUAAAUAAUGACAGCCUUCUUUCUUUGCCGAGAGAAUUCCAUUGUCUUGUAUCGUUUAAUUUCUUUCAUAGUUUGUGCUCGUUGACUCCGAUAUAUAUUCCUUCCAGUUAGGUAACUAAACGCCAUAUUCAAGGUUUUAAUUAUUUUUUUUUUAGAAUGUCUCAACUACAGAGUCCUAAACGAAUCCAACAGAGCAGUAUCAUACAGCAAUAGUACAUGGCAUUGUACCGAUACAACGCUGUCAGGCUGGUAUAGAUUCAGUGGAGAAGCUGGAUAUCAAAUGGCUGAUUCCUGUGUCAACAUGUCACACUGUGGAACGAUGUUCCCUGGCUGGCUCAGAGGAGGUCAUCCCGGCGCAGCAGAAGGCGUGGUCCAGCGUAAAGUGUGUUUUACUAAUUUCCUGGGUUGUUGUGGCGCCUCUAUUUACAUCAGUGUCCGGAACUGCGGAUCGUAUUAUGUUUAUAAACUUAUGCCUCUACCAUCUUGUAGACCAUUCAUACGUACCCGUUACUGUGGUAACCGCGGUGCUUUAUCACCAACUUCAACUACUUCAGGUAGGAACUAG